GUCCGGCGGGCGCUCGCGCCUCGGUCCUAACGGCCAGGGUCCGGCGGGCGCUCGCGCCUCGGUCCUAACGGCCAGGGUCCGGCGGGCGCUCGCGCGCUUGGCGGCUGCGUGGCUGCAUCGCUCACUUUGUAGCUUGGUUUUUACUUUGAAAGGCCUUGGCUAAUAAAUCUCGCAGGCUUACUUUAAAAAUCCCUUCCUACUGUAAAAUAUUUGAAUUUUUAGGAUGUAAGAUCUUGUGCAGCGGUUAUUCUUGCAGCGUGCAGCUUAGAGAAUUGCUAUUCUCCUUGGAAAGUUUAAAACAUAAGUAACUUAGCAUAGACUUUUAGGGAUUUGUCUACUGCUUCCUAAAUAGGUGUUGAGUCACCAAGCAGUUUGGACUUAACAAAAUUCUAUGCAAAUGUUUGGUAAAUACUGCGAGCACAGAUAAAACAACAACUCGUGGAAUAUAAAUCGAUGGUUGAUGCAAAUGAAGAAAAAACUCCAGAACAAAUCAUGCAAGAAAACCAAAUUGAGGAUAAAAUCGAAGAACUGGAGAAUGAAAUUGAAGAGGUAAAAAUUGCUUAUGAAAUGAAAAGUAUUGCAUUAAACAGGAUACAACGUUCAACUGCACUUCAAAAUAACCUGGAAAAAAUUGAUGCCAAGAAUAGUGAAUUCAUGGAUAAUAUGAAACAAAUAUUAAAGCUAAAUAAACUAAUAAUAAGAUCACAGAAGGAAUCUCGAAGUUUAGAGAGAAAACGGCUUGAGAUCAGAAAGAAGAGAUUGGAUUUAAAAAAAGCUUCAGAAAGUAAGCUUUUAGAAAUACAGACUGAAAAGAACAAACAGAAAGAAGAUUUGGACAGUAUGGAAAAUUCAGACAAGAUAAAGACCAUACGACAAAACCUACAGAUGGAGAUAAACGUAACUACAGUCAUUCAACACGUGUUCCAGCCGCUUCCUGACCUUAGCCAGCCGUGUUAUCUUUUAUUAGGCCCGAGUGAUGGGCGUAAAAGCAGCAUUCUUUCCCAGAGUGGCUCACAGCCCACCACAUCAGUCCCAGAAGUCCAAGAGGUGCAGAGGGAUGACGAUCCGUCUUCAGAGCCACCCCUGCUGACGUGGAGCAACGAGGCACUCUGCGCUGCCACGGGGCGAUGUCUUAAGCCGCUGUCUCCUGGGUGGGGAGCCGAGCACAUUCCUGUAGUAGCAUUUGGUUGACCGCCUGGUUGCCAAAGGCCUUGGUUUGCUCCAUUACCAGCUGUAAACACUUAAACAGACACUGUAGUAUAGAGACAGGGUGAGAAUAAAGCAGCUUCCAGCAAAACUGGGAGAAAAGCCACUCAUUAGUGUGGGAGAGGAUUACCAGUACACACAUGUUGGGAGUAUAAACGGCGAUCUACUACCGAGAACAAAGAAUUUACAGAAAUCCUCAGCGUUUAAUUUCUGCUCUACUUUUAUACACAGAAUAAUGACUAGCUAUCUGCAGCAGGUCUUUUAACUUUUUAACUUUGUGCAUUUACUUUUCCCGAACAAGGCGGAGCUGCUGCUGCUACGUGUAACUGAGACAGUAGUUGAUAUUUAAUAGGAAACACUGCUCACAGAACUGUACUCCCUACUAGCCAAAUUUACCUAAUAAUGAAUUAUCCUGAUAAUGGAGAGUAGAUACCAUAUGCACUAAUUAUACAGAUGUUAAAGUCACGGUUUUAAACAAGGUAAUUACAUUUUGAAGUACACUAUUUACAGUAAUACUGUUUAAGAGAUACUACUGCUGCCCCCACAGGAUAUGUACAGAAUGUCUGUGUACCACUGAUUUCAAUAAGCAACAAAAUUACUAAAGAAUGAGACCCAGGAGUGGGCCAGACAGGGUCCAGAACAAUGGGCAGAGUCGCUAUUAGAGGAGUCAAGAAAGGUGUUGUCCAAGUUACAAAUAAGUUUUCUGAUUGAGAGGCAAAGAGAACCUGAUAGAAGGGGCUUGAUAAUAAGCUGGUGGGCUUUAGGCCUUGUAAGUUAAGGGACCUAGACCUAUUUAUCUUUUUACAUAGGGUACAUUUUAAGGGAGGUGUGAACCUCCUUGGGGAAGGCACCCUGUUGACUUCCAUUACCUAGCUGGCCUGGGAGGAGAGCUGGCCAGGUAAAGGCAGGUGGCAUCUCCAACAGGAAAUUUACAGCUCUGCCUGCAAUGUUACUGACCCCACUUGGCCAUUCUUUCAACAGUGGCGGUCACUUUGGAGGCUGGGCGAAGUGAAGGGCUUUUCAGCUUAGAGCCAAUAAGAUCUGUGGCUCUGACCUGAAGUCCUUCAACUCCAGGGCAGGUCCAUUUCCAGUGAUCUAACUCUUGGCUGGCAGAGCUCCCAGGGCUCUUCGUAAGCUGACUUCUGCUGAAGCCCAGGCUUACCACAUGAAAGCCACUGCAGUGGACUGGCCUGUUGGGUCUCCCUGAGGGCAGAUCACUGUACAGAGCUGUCUGUAAUAGGCCCGCCACCCAUCUUUACAUUGUUUCUGAUGCCCAGCUCUCUUUUCCUCCUGGUUUUUGUUAAGUCAGACCAGAGAAUGAAAGUCAAGGGAGUGCUCAGUCCCACCUCUAAUUUUCGUUGCCUAGACUAGAAGUCUAUAGUCAUAGGCAUGUUUCUUAUGAAUAUUUAGCUGGGCUGAGUUACUCUGAUAUCUGAACAUGGUUGACCUUUAACAGAACUGACUUAUGUCCUUACCCAAAUAGCUAUGCAAGGAUACUGCCAGAUUGUCACUACAAAAUUUUACCAGUUACCAGCCAUGCCUAAAAACCUUGCACCACCAGAAGCAAAACAGAUACGUUACUCUGUGUGGUGUUGCCUGGCAGCAGAUUUAAUUUUUUACACUAGUCCUUAAUUUAAGUAAUUAAGUAAUCUCACAGGAAUAAUCAUAUAUGACAAUAGGGUUAAAAAGGUAGGGCAACUCUUCCAUGCACAAACAUUUUAAGAGUAAUAUCAAAUGAAAACUUAGCAAGUAGAUUUAAUUGUUAGACAACAACUUAGGAAAACACUUACCAGAAGGUCCAAUGUCCUUCACAAAUUUUAAGAAUACAUGUACUCGGAAACAUCUCUUAAAUACCCAACAUGGUGUAGCUUGUUUAACCAGCAAAUUUAAACACAAGUAUAUAAAAUGUUUUCAGGUUUUUUUUUUUUUAACAAGUUUACAGAGAUUUAGGUUACCCGAAUUUUUGAUUAACUUUAGCUGUUUAAACUUAUGGGAAACAUUUUGUUACAGAUUACAAUAUAAUCAAGCUCUACAGCAAUAUGGACACUUGAGAUAACUUUCUUGUAUAAAGAACAUUUGGUCCAGCAGAGACAUUAGAAAAACAUACAUAAAUGAUACAGAGGAGUUGAUUUAAAGGCUAACUACAUUUAGAUAGAUGCAUUUAGUUUCACAGCAAACUACAGGGUCACAUACAUCAGAACAAUAAAGCAGUUUCAGUAAUAGCUGUUAAAAUCGUUAACCUUUUUUAUAAAUCACCAAUUGAUUUGAAUUACUUUCUGAUCUUAGUAACCUCAGUUAUCUAUACUUUUUUUCCAGUUGGUACCUGUAAUACAUUAUUGGCUUUAUCAGUUUACAGAGUCAUCCCAAAGUACUGAAUACAAUAGAUGUAGCUGGGGCCGGCGCCACGGCUCACUAGGCUAAUCCUCCACCUUGCAGCACUGGCACACAGGGUUCUAGUACCAGUCAGGGCACUGGAUUCUUUCCCGGUUGCCCCUCUUCCAGGCCAGCUCUCUGCUGUGGCCAGGGAGUACAGUGGAGGAUGGCCCAAGUGCUUGGGCCCUGCACCCCAUGGGAGACCAGGAGAAGCACCUGGCUCCUGCCUUCGGAUCAGUGCGGUGCGCCGGCCGCAGCACGCCAGCCGCGGCGGCCAUUGGACAGUGAACCAACGGCAAAAGGAAGACCUUUCUCUCUGUGUCUCUCACUGUCCACUCUGCCUGUCAAAACAAAAACAAAAACAAAACAAAAAUAGAUGUAGCUGGAAAAUGUCCAUUGCAACCUAUAGGAGGACAGUUAAACACAGAAACAACAAUGCUUUAGUUUUAUAAGCAGUAACCAAGAAGAGACACUUGUUUACUUUACAUAGCAUUUUUGAAAGCCCCUGUAGGAUUUUACAAGGCACACUUAACUUUUUUAGACCUCUGGGGCCCCUCCACUAAGAUGACCAUUAUGUUUAGUAACACUAGAUUAUCAGACUUUAUAAUUUUCAGACAUCUGUAUCAAUAACAUUUUAUAUCAUGACAUAAUACAGACCAAAUGUGAUCAUUUUACAGGGUGAUUAUUUAAAGGUUUGAAAAUAAGCACAUAUUUAAAUAACCCAUAGCUGUUAAUAAAAACUCAGUUUUUUUUUCUAAAUGAAUAUCCAUUUUAUUGGAUUUUUUUCCAAUUACAAAUGAAAUUUCAUUUUACAUCUAUAAUUAGAAGCAACACUUACAAUGGAACUGUACAAAUUUAGAUCAAAAUAAAAAUAUAUGUAUUUGUGGCUUCAUAAAACAUCAUUACUGUAUCUUUAAAGAAAGCAGAAGUAACAGCAAUAUAUGUAAAAGUAAUGAUUUAAUGACUAUAAGCAAGACAAAGCAAUAAAUUGUGCUUCUUUUGCAGACUGGGGACAAUGAAAUGUUUAGCUACAAUUUUCCCAUACAAACAUGAAACAAUAUUCAUAUAGAAUAAACACCCUCACAAAUAACUGAUGAGUGGAACACACACCAAGUUCGACCAAAGCAAAACACAAACUGAAAUUUGUUGGGGUUAUCCAUAUUUUAAAUUCGAUAUGCUUGCUCUAUUUAAAAAUACCUGGUAGAAGCUAAUAAACUGCUUCUAUUUCCAGACAUUACAGAGAAGAUAUAUUCCACUGUUAACUGCUAAAGCAACUCUUAAAUUUGAAAUUACUGCUGUAUCACUUAUUAAAAUAAUUUUAGAUAAAAUGUC
Molecule: messenger RNA, 4911 nt
Organism: Oryctolagus cuniculus (rabbit)
Lineage: Eukaryota; Metazoa; Chordata; Mammalia; Lagomorpha; Leporidae
Source: RefSeq, a predicted model, not a curated record